Messenger RNA from Penicillium arizonense, 1005 nucleotides. Its product is annotated as basic secretory family protein. The record is from RefSeq and is a predicted model, not a curated record. The transcript has a single exon. Bases 1 to 1005 code for a protein of 334 amino acids. Lineage: Eukaryota; Fungi; Ascomycota; Eurotiomycetes; Eurotiales; Aspergillaceae.
AUGAGAACCUCAGGCUCUCCUCCGCCUAAACCCUCCGCCUCUGCAAUCCCCAACCUCAAACAUCAAGAGCACCAACCCCCAAAAAGCACAGAAGAAAAGCAAACACAAACCAGCCUCACAAAGACCAAGCUUCCCCAACCAAAACCAAAACUCCGCCUCCACAUCCAAGACCUCCGCCACCCAGCCUCAAGCGUCUUCCUCGCCUUCAUCCCAGACAUUGGAUCAACACUAGACCAAGCCCUGACCAACAUAAUCAAUUACCUAUACACAUCACCAGAACCAAGCACUUCCAAUACAUCAAGACCACCCCCCCACAGACCCCAGUUCACACCCAGCAUUCCCCAGACUCGCUCCGUGACAGUCUUCCUCCGCGAUUAUAGCGGUGUGGCUUAUACAACAGGCACGGAGCUAGACGAUGCACACAAGGAGAUCCAUGUCUCGCUUCCUUAUGUUCAGUAUUGUACAUCGAAAGAUGAUCCGCUUCAUGAGUUAGUUGGUGUUCUUACGCAUGAGUUAGUUCACUGUUAUCAGCAUACUGCUCCACCAGGUUCGGAUGAUAAAGACGAUGAUGGAGAUGGAGAUGAUGAUAAUGGCGGUAUACCUCGUCCGCCGGGUGGUCUGAUUGAGGGUAUUGCGGAUUUUGUGAGAUUGAAGGCUGGGCUUGAGCCGCCCCAUUGGAAGAAGCCUCAGUCCAAAGAUGAGAGGCCUGAGAAGUGGGAUAUGGGCUAUCAGCACACGGCUUACUUUUUGGCUUGGCUUGAGGAUGUGAGGGUUGGGAGGGGGGCUGUUGGGAUGGUUAAUGAUCGGUUGCUUAGGGUUGGGUAUGUUGGUGAGGGGGAUGAAGAACGGGAUGAGGCUGUGGGUAGGCGUAUUGGGUUUUGGAAGGGUUUGUUUGGGACAGGGAUUGCGGACUUGUGGGAGGAGUAUGGGUGUUAUUUGGAUGAUCCAGCAUGUGCUGGGAGCAGUAGUGGGAAUUGGGAGGAUGAGAUUGUUAACCCAGAGUGA